AUUAAAUUCCCUCUCCAAGAUUGUAUCUUAAGUCCCAAAAUCCAAGAAAAAACUCCGUAAUUUUGAAUCAUUCCUUAGUUUAAUCGCAAAGCAAAGCAUCCAAGAAAGGAAUUGCAUCACUCAAUUCACGCACAGAAACUCACUGUAAUGAUUAUGGAUUUGUUGACCCAACAAUGAAAUGGAUGGAAUUGAACUCUCACCCACCACCGUUUUCUUCUCCUCCACCAACCCAACAUUUUUGAGUCCGAUUCACUGCCACCAAACGCCGUCGUUUCCAUUUCAACUACCAUGAUCACCAUCCUUCUUAAACCCAUUCUUAAAUCUCAGCCCCGGAUUAGAUUUACGCCUUCUUUCCCUCUUUCCCAUGGAUGCUGCCAGUUCUCGUCCCGCUGUAGUAAUUGAUAAUGGAACUGGGUACACGAAGAUGGGUUUCGCAGGAAAUGUCGAACCGUCUUUCAUACUUCCCACAGUAGUUGCUGUAAAUGAUUCAUUUGUAAACCAGACGCGAGCCAGUUCUACAAAGGGCAGCAAUUGGUCAGCACAGCAUAGCGCGGGGGUGAUGGCGGAUCUGGAUUUCUAUAUAGGGGAAGAAGCUUUGUCUAGAUCUAAAUCGAGUAGCACUUAUAAUUUGAGCUAUCCCAUUAAGCACGGUCAAGUGGAUAAUUGGGAUGCAAUGGAAAGAUUCUGGCAGCAGUGUAUAUAUAAUUAUUUGCGAUGUGAUCCAGAGGAUCAUUACUUUUUGUUGACUGAAAGUCCCUUGACUGCGCCGGAAAGUCGGGAAUAUACAGGAGAGAUUCUGUUUGAAACUUUUAAUGUUCCUGGGCUUUAUAUUGCAGUGCAGCCUGUUCUGGCUUUGGCUGCUGGGUACACAACAUCCAAGGUUUGGCAUUAUAUUCAUUAUACUUCAUUUUGUUUCUGCUUUGAGACUUUUUGUAAUGCAUUU
Molecule: messenger RNA, 943 nt
Organism: Olea europaea var. sylvestris
Lineage: Eukaryota; Viridiplantae; Streptophyta; Magnoliopsida; Lamiales; Oleaceae
Product: actin-related protein 3-like
Exons: 2
Biological process (GO): Arp2/3 complex-mediated actin nucleation
Cellular component (GO): actin cortical patch; Arp2/3 protein complex
Molecular function (GO): actin filament binding
Source: RefSeq, a predicted model, not a curated record